This is a messenger RNA of Aspergillus affinis, 2193 nucleotides long. RefSeq names its product putative cholinesterase. Bases 1 to 2193 code for a protein of 730 amino acids. The record is from RefSeq and is a predicted model, not a curated record. The transcript has a single exon. Lineage: Eukaryota; Fungi; Ascomycota; Eurotiomycetes; Eurotiales; Aspergillaceae.
AUGCAGCUACCACUAUUGAUCGUGGCCUCUCUGUGCGGGACCGCUUGGACGGCCCCUGCGCCCGCGUUGAUCCCUCAUGCCGACGCCUUAGGUACUCUACAGGUCCUGCACUACAACAAUCUCGGACCCAAGAACAACGGGACGUCCGCAGUUUUUGUCCAUGACCGACUCACCAACGGCGAAGCGUCCGCUCGAUGCGCAGCCAUCGGCGAACAUCUCUAUCCUCUACCGGGCGCGCCGUUGGCCAAUCGGACGGAAUUAGAUUACCAAUUCGACUAUCUGGUAUUCUCCGAAAGCAUCCAGGGAUCGGAUGAUAUCUGGGUCGCUGCCAACUCCUCAGGUUGCCUGGCAUACUCUCCGGAGCAGAAAGACUUCAUCUCUGCGCCAUGCACGCGCAAGUUGUCUGCCCUUUGCACGUCGCGCGUGCCACCAACCACCGACAAGAAUCGGGCUGCAGUUCCGUCGUCCAAAAUCUCUGUCGCCUCGCGUGACUACACUAUCACCGGAUUCCGAGAUGCGCGCUCGUUCCGCUUCCUCGGUAUCCCCUUCGCCAACCCCCCGGUGAACGCUCUGCGACUGGCCCCGCCGCAGCCCUACACCGGCGUCAAACAGAUCGACGCGCUGCAGGUGUCGGCCUCGUGCAUCCAGUCUGACUCGGCAUUCGGGACACUGGGCAGUGACAUUUCGGAAGAUUGUCUCUAUCUCAACGUCUACACGCCCGUUCUCCCGCCCUCUGCGCGAAACACCACCGGGAAGCCUGUUGCCGUCUACUUCUACGGCGGCGCCUUCACCCAAGGCAGCGCCUCCAUGAUCGACUACGACGGUGGCAACUUGGCCAGCCGCAACGACGUGAUCGUGGUGACAGUCAACUACCGUGUCGGGGUCCUGGGCUGGCUGGCGACGGGAAAUCUGACGACGGGCAACUAUGGCACGCGUGACCAGAUCCAGGCCCUGCGCUGGGUGCAGCAACACAUCGCGGCCUUUGGCGGCGACCCGUCCCGCGUCACCAUCUUCGGGCAGUCUGCCGGCGGGCAGAGCGUCGUGGCUCUGCUCUCCUCCCCAACAGCGGCGCCCCUCUUCUCCGCCGCCAUCGCGCAAUCCGCCCCGGUUGACUUGCCCUGGUUCACGCGCGACGUCUACACCGACCUCGUCGUGCCCCAUAUCGCACCCGCUCUGGGCUGUCCACAUCACACCACCCCAGAAGCCAGCUUGGUCGCCUGUCUGCGCUCGCUCCCGGCCACUGCGUUCCUGGAUAACUCGACGGCUUUCGAAUCCGGCAUCGCCAACGCCUCCAACGCUACUGCAUACGGGUACCUCCAUGCCUCGCCCAUGCUCGCGUCUAUCGAACCGCUUCUGCCGAUUCUCGACCCCGAAGCAGGCAUCAUCGCCGACCAAUUUCACAACCUUUUGGCGUCUGGCAACUCGUCAGUCAACAGGGUACCCACCCUCUUCACCACCGUCGCCGACGAAGCGGCCCUCUACGUCCCGGAAUAUGCCUCGUCGAUGAAGACUUCUCCGGCGGCUCUCUCCACCCUGCUCAACCUCGCAUACCCCCCGGACCUAGCCAAUGCGCUUCUCAACGCCACCGCCCACCAAAUUCAAGGCCGCAACACCUCCCUCGUCCCGAUCAUUUCCUCCUUCCUCACAGCCAGCGAAUGGACCUGUCCUCUCUCCUCCUUGUUGAACCUUACUCACCACCACUCUAAAGCUCCGAUCUACAACAUCCAAUUCCCCAAAGGCCACAUGCAAACAAUCCUGGACACGCCUCCCACGUGCUCCCCCCUCGCCAACAACACUUUCAACGCCACCUGCCAUGCCGCAGACGUGCUCCCCAUCUGGGGUAACCUUAACAGUAAGACCAAGAACGUAGCUCCUUACUAUGGGGCCAACGAUCUGCAUCUAUCACAGGUCAUGGAGGAUGUCUUCGGGGCGUUUUUCCGGACCCGAAAUCCGAAUCCCGAGAAGGAGUGGUUGGCUACCAGAGGUGUUGGGUAUAGUUUUUCGAAGGGGGUGUUUUAUGGCGACAACGAGGAAAGCGGGGAUCGCAUCCAUCCGGUAGGAAAGGGAAGUAAGACAAGAGGGGUGAGUUCAUUGGGCUUGAAGUUGGAGAAGGUGCAGGAUCCUGGAGACACGGCGGUGUGUCGUGUGUUUGAGGAGUAUGGACAUACGUAUGACAGGGCGAGGAUGGUUUAG